AUGAAAUAUCUCUUCUCUCCCAGGAACCGUUUCUCUACCUGGAGACAGCUGUGGCUCUGGCUCGCCGAGGCCGAGAAAGGUAAACCAUACUGCCCAUUGUCGUGCUUUUGUCACCCCGUUUCCGUUGCCCGACUAACCCGCACAGAGCUCGGUUUGCCGAUCUCCGACGAAGCCAUUGAGCAGAUGAAGGCCCAUCUCACUAUUCAGGACGAAGAAUUCAAGGUUGCCGCUGAGGAGGAGAAGCGUCGUAGACACGAUGUCAUGGCUCACGUUCACGCCUAUGGCCAGGUCGCUCCUGCCGCUGCCGGAAUCAUCCACUGGGGCGCCACCUCCUGCUACUGCACCGACAACGCAGACUUGAUUUUCCUUCGUGACGGACUCGACAUCCUCAUCCCCAAGCUUGCUGUCGUCAUUGACAAGCUGUCUGCCUUCGCUAAGCAGUACAAGGACCUGCCCUGCCUGGGUUUCACCCACGGACAGCCCGCUCAGCUUGUUACCGUCGGAAAGCGUGCCUCCCUGUGGAUCCAGGACUUGCUCAUGGACCUGAAGAAUCUCGAGCGGGCUCGCGAUGACCUGCGCUUCCGUGGUGUCAAGGGCACCACCGGUACUCAGGCCUCUUUCCUCCAGAUCUUCGAGGGCAACCAUGACAAGGUUGAGCAGUUGGAUGAGCUGGUCACCGAGAAGGCCGGUUUCAAGUCUGCGUACAUCAUCUCCGCCCAGACCUACUCUCGUAAGAUUGAUGUCGAUGUUGGCAAUGCCCUCGGCUCUUUCGGCUCUACCUGCGAGCGCAUUGGCAUUGACAUCCGUCACUUGGCCAUGCUGAAGGAGGUUGAGGAGCCUUUCGAGAAGGACCAGAUUGGUAGCAGUGCUAUGGCUUACAAGCGUAACCCCAUGCGGUCCGAGCGUCUGUGCUCUCUCGGAAGACACCUUCAGAACCUCCCCAAGGAUGCUCUGGACACGUACUCCGCUCAGUGGUUCGAGCGCUCUCUCGAUGACAGUGCUAUCCGCCGUAUCAGCAUCCCCGAACUCUUCCUUUCGGCCGAUGCCUGUCUCAUCCUUUUGAACAACGUCACCUCAGGCUUUGUUGUUUACCCUGAAGUCAUCAGACGCCAUGUCAACGAUGAGCUGCCCUUCAUGGCCACGUAA
Aspergillus luchuensis is the source of this 1146-nucleotide messenger RNA. It is a transcript of the gene ade13, whose product is annotated as adenylosuccinase ADE13. Gene Ontology annotation, cellular component: cytosol. Gene Ontology annotation, molecular function: (S)-2-(5-amino-1-(5-phospho-D-ribosyl)imidazole-4-carboxamido) succinate lyase (fumarate-forming) activity; N6-(1,2-dicarboxyethyl)AMP AMP-lyase (fumarate-forming) activity. Gene Ontology annotation, biological process: 'de novo' AMP biosynthetic process. NCBI's taxonomy places the organism in Eukaryota, Fungi, Ascomycota, Eurotiomycetes, Eurotiales, Aspergillaceae. The record is from RefSeq and is a predicted model, not a curated record. The transcript is spliced from 4 exons. Bases 1 to 1146 code for a protein of 381 amino acids.